UUAUUACUAAAAAAAAGACUAGAAAUCCACUAUUGUUAUGUAGACAAAAUCAUAAUGUUCGCCCUUUGUCUUUUUGAAUAUUCCAAAGUUCCAAAAUUAAUGUAGCUCUACAAAAUAUAAAUUAGUAAUGUCUAAACAAAAUUAAUCUUAUACUAGUAUAAUUUACAAUUUCAUGGACAAAAUUAGAAAUUCACUCACACCAAAAAACAAGAAUAUAACACUCAAAGUUUCAAUCUUUCAAACCUUUGUCUUCUCCCCAAAAAUAGCAAAAACUUCAGAACAAUUCAUCUUCCAAAAUUAAAAUGGAACCACCACUAACCUCCCUCUGCCACGUGGUAGCCAUGCCUUACCCUGCAAGAGGCCAUAUCAACCCCAUGAUGAACCUAUGCAAGCUCCUUGUUUCCAAAAACAACAACAUCAUAGUAACCUUUGUUGUCACUGAAGAAUGGUUAAGCUUCAUCUCCCCCGACCCUAAACCCGACAACAUUUGCUUCCGUUCGAUCUCCAACGUUGUUCCCUCGGAACUCACUCGCGGUCGGGACCACCCUGCUUUCGUGGACGAUGUCAUGACAAAGAUGGAAGAACACUUUGAGAAGCUACUUGACCUCAUUGAACAGCCUCCUUCAAUUAUUGUAUAUGAUACUAUGUUGUAUUGGGUCGUUGUCGUUGGAAACCGGAGGAAUAUUCCGGUCGCAUCCCUUUGGACAACGUCAGCUUUAAUUUUCUCUGUUUUCCUACACCAUCAUCUUUUGGAACAAAAUGGUCACUACCCCGUGAAAUUUUCAGAAAAUGGAGACAAACGUGUGGAUUAUAUUCCUGGAAUUUCCUCAACGCGCCUAGCUGAUUUCCCUCUAAAUGAUGAUAGUAGCAAAAGCAAGAGAAUGAUGCAAAUGUCUUUGAAAGGUUUCAAAUGGAUUCACAAAGCACAAUAUCUUCUAUUCACUUCAAUAUAUGAGCUUGAACCUCAAGCUAUUGAUAUCAUAAAAUCAAAAUUGUCUUUACCAAUUUACACUAUUGGCCCUACCAUACCUUACUUUAGCCUUAACAAAAAAAACAACCUUAAAACAAAUGCUUAUCACAGCUACAUUGAGUGGCUAGAUUCACAACCCAAUGGUUCUGUUCUUUACAUAGCACAAGGGAGUUUUUCCUCUGCCUCAAGUGCACAAAUUGAUGAAAUUGCUAUUGCUUUGUGUGAAAGCAAUGUUAGAUUUUUAUGGGUAGCACGUAAUGAAACUUCAAGGUUAAAAAAAAUUUGUGGGCACAUGGGCUUGGUUUUGGAAUGGUGUGACCAAUUGAGAGUGUUGUCACAUUCUUCUAUUGGUGGAUUUUGGUCUCAUUGUGGUUGGAAUUCCAUAAAGGAAAGUGUUCUAGCUGGGGUCCCUUUUUUGACUUUUCCAAUUAAUUUGGACCAGCCAUUUAAUAGUAAGAUGAUUGUAGAGGAUUGGAAAGUUGGGUUGAGAGUGAAGGAAGAUUUUAAGGGAGAUAUUUUGGUAAAGAAAUGUGAAAUUGUUAGGAUGGUGUGUAAAUUUAUGGAUUUGGAUAGUGACUUUACAAGGGAUAUUAGGGAAACAAGUAGAAAGGUUAAAAAUAUAUGUCUUGAUGCAAUUGGAAAUGGUGGGUCAGCUGAUACUGAUUUGAAUGCUUUCAUUGCUGAUAUAGUGCAUUUCACAAAUGCUUAGAGGUCCACUUUCAGCACUGUAGUCAUUUUGAUUUCCACUUGUAUGUUUGAAUUUACACUGAGAAUGAUAAAAUAACACUGAAUUACCAUAUCUGAUAUCUUAAAAUUUUAAUAAAAUUAUGAUGUCACUAUCAUUUUGUCAAACUCACUGCUCAUUUAAAUAUACAAUUGUGCGGUUAAAUUUCAAAAUUAAAUUUCAGUUACCAACGUGGUGCUGAGUAUAGAGGAUUCAACUAGAGUUGGCUGCUAAUUUUCUUUUUAGGUCAUUUGAUUGAGAUACUCAUGUUAUAUUUGGACUAUGUAAGGCAUUCAUUCAUAUUCUUGUUUGGUUAUUUAUUGAAAUUAAAUAAAUUAUUCAA
Molecule: messenger RNA, 2037 nt
Organism: Cicer arietinum (chickpea)
Lineage: Eukaryota; Viridiplantae; Streptophyta; Magnoliopsida; Fabales; Fabaceae
Gene: UGT87E3
Product: UDP-glycosyltransferase 87A1
Molecular function (GO): quercetin 3-O-glucosyltransferase activity; quercetin 7-O-glucosyltransferase activity
Source: RefSeq, a predicted model, not a curated record